Cynara cardunculus var. scolymus (artichoke) is the source of this 2308-nucleotide messenger RNA. RefSeq names its product ATP-dependent DNA helicase Q-like 3. The record is from RefSeq and is a predicted model, not a curated record. The coding region runs from base 73 to 2229 and encodes 718 amino acids. Gene Ontology annotation, cellular component: chromosome; cytoplasm. Gene Ontology annotation, biological process: double-strand break repair via homologous recombination. Gene Ontology annotation, molecular function: 3'-5' DNA helicase activity; nucleic acid binding; ATP binding. NCBI's taxonomy places the organism in Eukaryota, Viridiplantae, Streptophyta, Magnoliopsida, Asterales, Asteraceae. The transcript has 20 exons.
AAAACCUUGACGUACCCACGCUGAUUUCCACCAUCCAUAACUCCGGCGACAAGCUCUGCCACUUCAGUGGUGAUGAAGAAGGGACUACUGCCUGUGAAAAAUAUUUGUGGCAAGGAGAAGAAAUUUUCUGGGAAAGAAGCUUUGGUCAAGCUCUUGAGAUGGCAUUUUGGGCAUUCAGAUUUUCGAGGAAAGCAACUGGAAGCCAUAGAAGCUGUUUUAUCAGGAAGAGAUUGUUUUUGUUUGAUGCCAACUGGUGGUGGAAAGUCCAUUUGUUAUCAAAUCCCUGCACUAGCAAAACCAGGCAUUGUGCUUGUUGUUUCUCCUUUAAUAGCCUUAAUGGAAAACCAAGUUAUGGCAUUGAAGGAAAAAGGGGUUGCUGCUGAGUAUCUCUCUUCAACUCAGACUUCACAAGUUAGGAAUAAGAUCCAUGGAGACCUUGAAUCUGGAAAUCCAGCAAUGAGGUUGCUCUAUGUGACACCAGAAUUAAUUGCAACUACAGGAUUUAUGGCGAAGCUGACCAAAGUUCAUGCAAGAGGGUUGUUAAAUCUGAUUGCAAUAGAUGAGGCACAUUGCAUCUCGACAUGGGGCCAUGAUUUUAGACCUAGCUACCGAAAAUUAGCUUCCUUGAGGAAGCGACUGCCGGACAUUCCGAUGUUAGCACUGACAGCUACUGCUGUUCCCAAGGUUCAGGUGGAUGUGAUAGAGUCCUUGAACAUGGAGAACCCUCUAGUCCUGAAAUCAUCAUUUAAUCGCCCAAAUAUAUAUUACGAAGUUCGAUUUAAAGACCUUCUUAGCGACCCAUAUGUUGAUCUGACUGAUCUAAUUAAAUCUUGCGGAGAUGUCUGUGGGAUUGUCUACUGCCUUGAACGUGCAACAUGCGAUGAUCUGGCUUCUCAUUUAUCAAAAAAUGGCAUUUCUUGUGCUGCAUAUCAUGCGGGGUUGAACAAUAAACUGCGGAGUUCUGUAUUGGAUGAUUGGAUUUCUGCCAAGACACAAGUUGUAGUGGCUACAGUGGCUUUUGGGAUGGGUAUAGACCGGAAGGAUGUUAGGAUUGUUUGCCAUUUCAAUAUUCCCAAGUCAAUGGUAUCCUUUUAUCAAGAAUCAGGUAGAGCUGGUCGCGAUCAACAGCCCUCUAGAAGUGUUUUGUACUACGGAAUCGAUGACCGCAAGAAAAUGCAAUUUAUAUUGAAUAAUGCGGAGAGCAAGAAGUUGCAAUCCUCAAGUUUGCAGGACGUCUCCCCAAAGAAGUCAGUUGCUGAAUUCAAUUCGAUGGUUGAGUAUUGCGAAACAUCUGGUUGUCGUAGGAAAAAGAUUCUUGACAGUUUUGGGGAACAGGUAUCAUCAUCACUGUGUAAGAAAACAUGUGAUGCAUGCAAAGAUCCAAACCUAGUGGAGAAGUACUUGGAGGAGCUUAAGACCAUGUGUUCUCUUCGUAAUAGAAAUGGAUCCUCACAGAUAUAUAUGAACAGCUCCUCAAAGUCGAUUGGUGAAGUAGAAUUCUCAGAAUUCUGGUCUCGUGAUGAUGAAGUGAUUGUGUCUGAGGACGAUAUAUCUGAUGACGAUGAUGAUAUAAAUAUUGUGGAAGGCUUGCCUUCCAAAUCCAAAAUUAGUGAGAAGAUCGAGUUGUUGCAAAAAGCAGAAGAGAAAUAUUAUCAGAAGGAUAAACAGAGCAAUAAACUCGAUAAAAAUGCCAUAAGUGAAAUGACGAGGGAGUCCUGCAAGCAAAGAUUGCUCAAUGCAGUAAAGCAAAUGCAGCAGCGGCUCCACAACUUGCCAAUAGACCCUGAAACAUCUUCCAUGUUCUUCGAGAAUGAAUGCUACAAAAAAUACGGGAAAACUGGGAAAUCGUUUUAUUUAUCACAAGUGGCAAGUACUGUGAGGUGGCUUUCUACUGCUACCGCGGCAGACCUAACAUCCCGACUUGCCGCCACCCACCAGAGUCCUGCUUCAAAAAAUGCAACAGAAGUAGAACCUUCCUCUUCAAUAUCACCGCCUGUCUCAGAUCAGGCAACAAAGAUGAGGAAGGAAAAAGAUGAUGGAAAUUUUAAAUCGGGAGACCCUUCAAGUCCUUCACUGAGCACUUGCAAUGAUAUAAAGUUGCCGCCAAUCCCAUCUUUCUCCGAAUUUAUCAACAAAAAAGGAAGCAAAGAUGGCAAACCAUCAAAAUUGAAAAGAGAAUCACCAUAUGGAGUUAAUAAGCAACCGGAUAAAAGAAGCAGACUUCAGUAGUCUGAACUCUAACUGAUUUCAAUCUUUGUUAUGGUAUGCAUAUUCUUGCCAUCUGUAUGCCAGUCAAUGGUAAGGUCCA